AAAUGUCAAACACAAGCUGUGGUGACUUUUCGUUGUUUCAUUUAAAAAGCGAGACGCGGUAUAAACACAGAACGAAGCAGCGUUUUCAUUACAAUUAUAUUACACCAAAAACGUGAAUAAAGAACCAAUUGAUUUAUAAUACGAGUUCUCGGCGGCAUUGUUGUUGGGUACAUAGUAAUAACAACGACGCAUAACGAAACCAACCACUGUGAAAAUGACAGACAUGGAGAAACUGGAAGUGCGUGAUAUCACGCGUAUCGAACGUAUCGGUGCUCAUUCUCAUAUUCGUGGACUGGGGCUCGACGAUGUUUUGGAGGCUAGAAAUGUGUCCCAAGGAAUGGUUGGUCAAAAAGAUGCUCGCCGUGCGGCCGGUAUUGUCGUAAACAUGGUUAGAGAGGGUAAAAUCGCUGGACGUUGCAUUUUAUUGGCUGGGGAACCGUCAACCGGUAAAACGGCUAUAGCGGUCGGAAUGGCUCAAGCAUUGGGAACAGAGACGCCGUUUACUAGCAUGUCUGGCUCGGAGAUUUAUUCGCUGGAAAUGAGCAAAACGGAAGCAUUGGCUCAAGCUUUGCGAAAGAGCAUCGGUGUUCGAAUCAAAGAGGAAACGGAAAUAAUCGAAGGUGAAGUGGUCGAGAUUCAGAUCGAUCGUCCAGCAACCGGAACGGGUCAAAAAAUUGGAAAAGUCACGCUAAAGACCACAGAAAUGGAAACGAAUUAUGAUCUGGGCAACAAAAUCAUUGAAUGCUUCAUGAAAGAGAAAAUUCAGGCCGGCGACGUGAUUACCAUCGACAAGGCUUCCGGCAAGGUCAGCAAAUUGGGCAGAAGUUUCACUAGAGCUCGCGACUAUGAUGCUACUGGCGCACAAACACGAUUCGUUCAAUGUCCUGAGGGCGAACUACAGAAGCGCAAAGAAGUCGUACACACGGUCACUCUGCACGAAAUUGAUGUGAUUAACAGUCGCACCCACGGAUUUUUGGCAUUGUUCUCGGGCGAUACGGGUGAAAUUAAGCAAGAGGUUCGUGACCAAAUCAACAACAAAGUGAUGGAAUGGCGUGAAGAGGGCAAAGCUGAAAUCAAUCCGGGUGUUCUGUUCCUUGACGAGGCACACAUGUUGGACAUUGAAUGUUUCUCGUAUUUGAAUCGGGCGCUUGAAAGCGAUAUGUCUCCGGUGGUUGUAAUGGCAACAAAUCGUGGUAUCACCAAAAUUCGAGGCACAAAUUACCGCAGUCCACAUGGUAUACCGAUCGAUUUAUUGGAUCGCAUGAUCAUCAUCCGAACAGUUCCAUAUUCCGAGAAGGAGGUCAAAGAAAUUUUGAAAAUUCGUUGCGAAGAGGAGGACUGCACGAUGAAUGCUGAUGCGUUGACUGUAUUGACACGGAUUGCAACAGAGACCAGCUUGAGAUAUGCCAUUCAAUUGAUCACAACUUCGAAUUUGGUGAGUCGACGACGUAAGAGUACGGCCGAAGUGCUCGUGGAGGAUGUGAAGAAAGUUUACUCGCUGUUUUUGGAUGAAAGUCGGUCCAGUCGCAUUCUCAAAGAAUUCCAGGACGAGUUUAUGUUUAGCGAAGUGACUGACAACAAAUCGGCUGCUAUGGAUUGCGAUGAGAAUUAAUUUGAAAUUAAAAUGUAUGAAGUGUUUGGUCAGUUUAUUCAAUAAAUCUAUGGAUUAUGUAAAAA
Bradysia coprophila is the source of this 1677-nucleotide messenger RNA. Its product is annotated as ruvB-like helicase 2. NCBI's taxonomy places the organism in Eukaryota, Metazoa, Arthropoda, Insecta, Diptera, Sciaridae. Gene Ontology annotation, molecular function: ATP-dependent activity, acting on DNA; ATP hydrolysis activity; ATP binding. The record is from RefSeq and is a predicted model, not a curated record.